This is a messenger RNA of Eurypyga helias (sunbittern), 864 nucleotides long. It is a transcript of the gene HM13, whose product is annotated as histocompatibility (minor) 13. Gene Ontology annotation, biological process: membrane protein proteolysis. NCBI's taxonomy places the organism in Eukaryota, Metazoa, Chordata, Aves, Eurypygiformes, Eurypygidae. The transcript has 10 exons. Gene Ontology annotation, cellular component: cytoplasmic side of endoplasmic reticulum membrane; membrane; lumenal side of endoplasmic reticulum membrane. The record is from RefSeq and is a predicted model, not a curated record. Gene Ontology annotation, molecular function: aspartic endopeptidase activity, intramembrane cleaving.
AUGCCGGAGACCAUUACCAGCCGAGACGCUGCUCGUUUUCCCAUCGUUGCCAGUUGCACCCUUCUGGGGCUCUACCUCUUCUUUAAAAUAUUCUCUCAAGAGUACAUCAAUCUUCUGCUUUCCAUGUAUUUCUUUGUGCUGGGGAUCCUGGCCCUGUCCCACACCAUCAGCCCCAUGAUGAACAGAUUCUUCCCUGCGAAUUUCCCCAACAAACAGUACCAGCUCCUCUUCACCCAGGGCUCCGGGGAUAGCAAGGAGGAAAUAGUGAAUUACGAGUUCGACACCAAGGAUCUCGUGUGCCUGGCCCUGAGCAGCGUUGUGGGCGUCUGACCCAAAUCUCUUUUUUUUUCCUGACUUUCUCAGCACUGGAUUGCCAACAAUCUCUUUGGGCUGGCGUUCUCCCUCAAUGGGGUGGAGCUGCUGCACUUGAACAACGUCAGCACUGGCUGCAUCUUGCUUGGGGGCCUGUUCAUCUACGACGUCUUCUGGGUAAACGGGACAGCAGUAAGGGUGACACCUCCCUCACUGCUCCUCUCUCCGCUCCUCGCAGUGGUUUUCCCUCAGGACCUGCUGGAGAAGGGGCUGGAGGCUGACAACUUUGCCAUGCUGGGUCUGGGAGACAUUGUCAUUCCAGGGAUCUUCAUUGCCUUGCUGCUGCGCUUUGACAUCAGCUUGAAGAAGAACACGCACACGUAUUUCUACACCAGCUUUGUGGCCUACAUCUUCGGGCUGGGCCUGACCAUCUUCAUCAUGCACAUCUUCAAGCACGCCCAGCCUGCUCUUCUCUACCUGGUCCCCGCGUGCAUCGGCUUCCCGCUUCUUGUGGCCUUGGCAAAGGGAGAAGUAACCGAAAUGUUCAGGUGA